Amoebophrya sp. A25 is the source of this 6895-nucleotide messenger RNA. The record is from the annotation of a GenBank genome assembly. Lineage: Eukaryota; Dinophyceae; Syndiniales; Amoebophryaceae.
GAACAACAUCAGUAGAGGUGUGUCGUCAGGAGGACGAGGAAGCGCAGCCGUUGGCGACACGUCGCCUAGAACAGCUGCACCCGCUGGUGGACCAUCUUCGUCAUCUCGUGGAGAACAAGGAGACGGAUCCGCGCCUCGACUGCUGGCCGCGCCGAAGAAAGAUCCCGUUGUGAAGCAAAUGCUCGAGCACGCUUUCAUGCAGUGCUAUUCUGAGGCACUGGCGGACCGCAACAUCUUUCUGAAUGCAGCGCAGAAGGCGGGUUCACCGCCCGCUGAUGCAGAAGUCUCCGUGAACUGUUUGCUUCCCAUGAUGACGCUGAUGCGGCAUUUGGACGUGACCCUGGAACGAAUCCAGAAGACUCGGAAAACCGGCCACUGCCGCUUGGCAACUGUGACUUUUGACGAGUGGUGCGGCUUCUACUACAGCUACUGCACAAUCGAGGUCCAAGCGUUGCACGAAAAAUUUCGGAACACCGUGCUCAAGCGGCGACAGUACUUCGCGCCACUUCGCGCUUUGGCCAGUGGCAGCACUAUCGAAAACAAAAGGAGGGGAAGCUUUCGUGGAGGCCACAACUCUCCUCGUGCUUUCUCGGCUGGUGCAAGCAGUCCUCGCGCGGCCUCUACGAGCAACAAACCAGGCGAGGAAGAGCUCCUACUUGACAACAAGGGGGCGCUUGCUUUGCUGUUGAAAAUGAACCAGUGGAGCCUGUUGGGUGAGACGUACAUACGAGACGUGGUGGACGCCACAGCCGCGAUGUUUGACGAUGUGUCUCGGGACGUGCGCAAAGUGCUGGUUUCCGACAAGGAAAUGGUGUCAGAAAGCGAGGAAGAAGAGGAGGACGAGGACUUCGCUGCCUCCAGCCGUAGCUUGAGCCUAAAGAUGACCAAGACUUCUACAGCUUCAUCCAGUUCACCUAACGCCACGACGACUAAAACCGCGUUUAAUAGGAGCAACAGCGGCAGUCCUCCUCCUGCUGAUGCGUCAGUGCUCAAAUCGGAGUACAUUAGUCCCAGUUCAACGACACUUCCGGACGACGGAGCCCCCGUCCGUGAUCGCAGGGAGCUGCGAACUAUGGCCACUGCCAGCCGUAUCGGCACGUGGGAAGAUGAGCAAGGUUCAACAUCUCUAGCACUCAAGAACGAAGACGAGGACUCUGACGCGGACCUUAUACCCGACGGCUAUCGCAAAGUUACUCUUGAAGUGGUCAGUUUUGCGAAAUUCGUUAAGAUGUACUACUACGCAACCAAGAGCCACGGUUUCAUGCGAGGCGAAUUGAUGGAAAUCGAGAAAGUCUUCGAGAAGUAUCACGUCAAAUUCAUCCACGAUUUGGACCACCGGAAAGAACGCAUUGCAGCUGCAAAAAGAAAGUUGAAAUUGCAGAAGAAAAAUCGUGGCGAAAAUGUUGCCGUUGGAGGCGAAAUUACAGGUGCUGACAAGUUCUUCAAGAAUAGUUGAGUUUUCUUGUGCAAACAUAUUCAACAGUCUUUGAAUUUGUCAUCUCGUCUUCGAAUUUGUAAUGUCACCUUACGUCAUCUUGCUCAUGAUCAGAGAAAUUAUUGCAUUUGGAGGUACGAAGAUGGUCAAUUAGAACUAUAAAUUCAACAAUGAAUAGUAGAAAAUCUAUCAGAUAAUGGUGGAAGCGAAAUUGAGGAUGCGGAGGAGUGGGCACAGCUAACUAGCCUCGAACGCAUGGAGCGGUGGGGCAUGGAGGCUGCGGGGCAUGUCCGUCUGGUUGACGCACGCAAAUGCAUUCGCCCGAUUCUGAACUAUCUCGGCUAUCCUGCGGAAGAAGUGACCGACCGAGACAUAGAUAAGCGCAUGGCACAGUGCAUAACACGCGUGGCUCAUCGAAACGCCUAUGCCACCAAUGAUCUGCAGACCCGGACGAGCUUGUGGUCCAGUGUCUUGCAGAUUUGGGGAAAAAAUCAACGGAACGGAGCACGCGGCAAUGGGGUACCGGAUUUGGGAAAGCUAGAGCCUAUGGACUUCAUGUGUCGGCUCUUGACUGAGAAAGCAGUCGCACCGGAAGAAGGCGAAUUCACGAGUAGUUCCAGUGGCGAAGAGUCGGCAGUUUUUCUACCAGGACAGUCAGCACCAGCAGGGAGUCAAAUACCACGUGGCCUACCUGGCGAAAGACACAAAGGUGGAGAGGUAGCUGCGGUGUCGCUUGAGCCGGACAUUUGGGGAACCAUGGAUUUUGGAGCGGAGCGCAAGUCCAGCGCGAAACCGAGUAUGCGUGCGGAGUUGCUCCCGCCGAACGACCUUUGCUGGAUGACAUUUCCGCAGAUGCUGUACAUUUUAUCGCUCUUCCGAGAAAGUUUCUCCCGUUCCGUCGCGAGGCGAUUUCAACAAGCCGAUGCGAACGGAUCUGGGGGAAUUGACGCGGAAGAACUGGCACGGAUUCUACGUGCGGUGAACGCGUGUAGUGUCAGUGAAGCCGUCUUGCGUGAUUUGUACGCUGAUGUGGGUAGGGACCCAGAGAAGUUAGACGAGGAACUGAACAUGGAAGAGUUCAACGAAGUGUAUCGGUGUUUCCGGCAGCGUGCUGGCUUCUCGAACUCGGAAAUCCACGAAUACCAGGAUGCUUUCGACCACUUCGCCGAACCAUUGCAUGUCCUGCGACGACAAGAAGAAAACCGGAAAUUGAAAGCGAACUCUGUUUUGCGCCAAUCUCAGGAUACUGCGCACGCUCUCACAGCCGCAGAAAAAUUGAAGCAGGAAAGCGACAGUGGCGACUCGGACGACGCAGACUGCGAAGACCACAAAGCGGAAAGAAGACGACGCAAAAUGGCGGAAACAGAAGGCCUUGGGCUAGAUGCAAUAUUAAGGCGGGAGAGACUUUUACUUGCAGUAGUUUCUAUUUCUUUGUUUCUGCAGGAGCGUUGUAUGAUAAAAAUUGAUGAAGAUCUUCCUCUAACCAUACGGCGUUCUUUGAGUAGAUGUUGAAGAUCGAAAUGGAAAUUGUUUGAUCAUAGGCACACUGUGGGUAGAGAUCUUCUGCCUCUAAGUAAAGCGCCUAUGGAUGACAUGCAAGGGACUUCGUCGUCCGCGUCAAGACGUGCUGGUUUGGAGGCUGAGGACAUAAAUGCGCGCGCAAAGACAGGCCGUCGCGGAGGGUUACUUGUUACAGCGAGAUCGAUCUCCGGAAUUCGAAUUCCUGCCAUGGAGAGAAAGACUUCACCAUUGCUGGGAAAACAGACCACGUUCCUGACUGCUGAGGAAGAGGAUCAUUUAUGAAGACAAGUUAUUCUAGCACUUCAUUUUCUCACAUUUAACUGUCGACGGUAAUUUUGUAUAUUUCGCACUAAAUGUAGGUUCUCAACAUGCUCCUCAUAAUCAUGGUCGUUUACCUAAUUCUGUGGAAAAUAUGUAGUUGAAGAACAUCGAUCAGGAAUGUUAUCUCGGUCGUGUUCCCAUAUGUUCUAAUGCACGCCAUGAUCAACGAUCUGUUGUUCGACAAGAGGGCUUGGCGCUCUUCCAAUCAAGGGAUGAAGUUGCGGUUCAGGGCCAAGCUUGACCGAGACUUGAAGCAGAUACAGGAUCGCCAGCCGAUUUUGACGCUAGCUGCGCGCAAACAGGAACGGCAGAAUAAGGGACUCGUCUUUUUGAGUCAGCAUGAGCUAGCAAAAGUCUUCAAGUGGCUCGGUUACAGUCCUCAACCUGGCUACUUGAAAAGAAAAACUGCGGAAAUUGCAGACGUUGAUGGCACUUUGGACCUAUUCGAGUUUCUCAAGAUCGUAAAAGCGGUCAUAGACGGCUUAAUGCUGAGCCUUCAGUACCGGCUCAGCGAGCACCGACAUACGAAUCCCAUUGACGGCAAUGCCUAUGUGACUUUUCGAAGUGCAGUUUCGAUUCUAAUGGGCCUUGGCUACGCAAGCAGCGAAAAAAUGGCGCUCAGGGCAGUUCUGGACACUUGUACCUACUACAUUUUUUGUGUUUCUUGAGGCCGCUUUAUUGUUAUUCCUCGCAUCUCCUAUUUCAUCUGACUCAUUCCAACAUGUCGUGAUUUCGAUUUAGACCACACCGAAGCAGUUUCUGUAGAGGAGCAGUAAAAACAGCGGCGCCAUGUGGAAUGAAACUUCAGGUCCUGAUCUUUCAUGGCUUCCGCGCGAGCUAUCUCCAUCGAUGUUAUUCACCAUCAAAGUGAUUGAUGACGUGAAGUGGCCCGAGAACGUGGAUGACAUACCAGACGAUACGACAAUUAAGGCUUGCCCUAAUCCGUCUUGUUCUGAAGCAUGUUAGACCUCUCUCAUAAGGGGAAAAUAGGCCCAACAUGAGUCCCGCGAUGGAUUAGGGUGAGCUCUAAGACAAGACUGGCAAUCAAGUCUCGUCGGCGCGUGCAGAAAGAGCGUCGGACGCUCUUGCUCACCGCAGGAAAGACGGCGGCUAUUACGACUACAGCUCCAGCAGAGCAGACCGAUGCUGGUGCAACGAUUAAAGAUGUUUCAUCUAGUGUCGUGGUAUCUUCAUCUGAGAAGAAACCCAGCAUUGAAGAUGGUGCGGUUGCAGAUGAGAACAAGAAUGAAGAUGAAUCUAAGGAAGACUUGUCUAUGACAGUGGAACGACAAUCGAUUACUGAACAAUACGACAGCAAUCCAGUGGAGGAACAAAAUACAGCUUCGGUUACUGCAGUCACGACUAGCCGAAGUGCGUCACUUGUUGUGGGUACCGAAGAGUCGGUUACCGUCGGCAACUCAACAAGUGGUGACGUGCAAGCGGGAGAGGACUCGACACGCCAAGAGGUAUACUACAUAGUAUAGCGUUUGCGUUUGGGGAUAAAGUUGUUCUUGUUUGCUUAGUUCCGCGUACUUUCAAACUCUUUCUCCAACUCUUCUAAAACAAGUAGAUCUAGGAUGAAGAUGCUAGAAGAGGGAGAACAAGAUGGCUCCGCACAACCUUUUUCGAAGUACCUCCUCCCAAUUACAUCAAAAUUAUAUAACAACAAAGCUGCAGCCAUCAGCCGCUGAAGAUACAUCGAAGACUGACGAGCAGGGCUCGCCCUCGUCCUCAAAGACUGGGGUGGUUGACAAUGAGACGAUUUAUCUGAGAGAUAAGUGGAUCCUUGCUAGUCAAAUCAUGGAUGCUGCCAUAAUCGCGCGACGAAUGACCAAGGAGCAAUACUGCAACUACUCUGGCUUCUCCGACGUCGAGAUCCUGGAUUUCAAAAAGAUGUUCAUGCGAUACGCAAUGAAGGCACUUCAUCUUCUAGAGCUUGAAUGAACUACGACUACAACUUUUUUGUAACAAUGUGGUUGUUUAUGACUUCGUCCUUUGUCUGAGACUCUUGGAGGAGGUCUUGAACUACUUACUACUACCUAGGGAAUUUAUAUCAACUUACACUCGCUUUUGCAACAAGAAAUGAGUUGUUGAAGAUAAAAUCAACAAUUAUAUGGCCCACACGAAUUUUUACCAGGUUUCCGACAGUGACACCGAGUAUGCCUUAUUUGGUGCUGGUCUCCGCAAGGUUUUGCUAAACCUGUUUCCGAACGCCACAAAGGACAAGGACGUGCAUAAUUUGAUGGCUGAUGUGCUGAAUCAAGUGGAUCGGGAUCUCAGUGGCACGAUCGAUUUCGCUGAGUAUCUCCAGAUCAUGCGUAUUCACACGGACAUCGAAAACGGAGUGGUUUAAAUGUUGGCACGGAGAUGAAGAUGAACAAAAUAGUCGAAAGAACACGACUACAAGACGAAGAACUUUAGAAGACGUGGACCUUUCUUCAAUUUAUUGAUGGCGCCAACACCUGCGCUGUUUAUGAGCGAUUACUGGGCCGAUUGCUUUUGCUACCUCUUACCAUAGAUAAGAAAAACUUGAUUGCCAAUACCAUGUACGAUUUGAUGACAAACCUAAUGAUGAUGUAUACCUAAAUGUCUUGUACUUCUACUUGUAUCAUCUAGUGAGUACUCAUUCAGUUUUGUAUUUUUGACAUUAAUAAUUAGAGAAAUCCACAAUCUCCACGUGUAAAAAUUGAGUUUGAAUUUUGGUCCGUUUUUGGAAAUUCAUCUGUACACUAUCAUUGUAAUAUCGUCUUGAACAUUCAUAAGAAGAUUCUCGACUAAUGAAAAAAUUUCAGGUACUACCACACCAUUAUACCGCCAAACAUCAAAACGUCAAUGAUCAUGAUUACAUCCAUCCAUCGCCAUAAUUGUAGAAGUUAUAGAAGUCAGCCGUUUUACUUUUAUUGUAAUCCAUUCAUCUAAUAUCAAGAACAUCGCGUGUGUAAGUGCAAGGAAAAAGUAACAAUUCUGUUCCUCUGCUCGUAGUCUGUAGUCCAUCUCGAUCUCCGUGUUGGUGUAUAUUAUCAGAGUUAGUAAAUUCUUUAGGUUGUCGUUUUUUUGAGACUGAGAAGUGCUGAGUUAUAUUAUUGAUAAAAAGAUGCUAAUAUGCGAAUGCCAAUCCCAAUGCUUAGAACAAGAAUGAAUAGGUGAUGAACCGGAACAUGGAAUUUCGACGAGAGCCAUUUUUACCGACACUGCGAAUGAAUGAAUCACGAAAAUUAUGUAUGAUUUCGAUUAUGUACACCUGCAUCUACCACACAAAGAACAAGAUGCUGGUUGAAUAUGGAAGAACACGUCCUACUUUACAAAUGUCACCAUGUUGUGCAAGCAAAACACGCAAUGAGCUGCAAGCAUAAAAAGACAGGCAGAAAAUAUUUAAACCAGCCACGACAAGACGCCUUACCAGGAGAAUGCAUAUGGAUGUCUUCGUGCUGAUAAAGUUUUCACCACAUCCACAAGAAUGACGGCUGAAGAUGGUCGAGAAUGAAAGAUGUUGAAUGAGUAUCGAGGAAACCUGGAAUUAAGAGACUGAGAGAGGGGAGUAGAACUGGAGAGCAAUGAAGUGGGCGGGUUGUGAGUAUCAGUGUUACAACUUGCAGCGUUGGACUUGGUCUUCAAAAA